AUAUUGGUUUAGACAAUAUUCAUGAUCAAUAUGAGGAUGAAAACGUGUCAUUCGACAAGGAGUGGUUAUUAAAGCAAUGUGAAUCACAUGUAUCAACAUUUGGAGAUGCGGGUGGUGCUAUAACGCCGAUAAAAUUAUGUACAAAUAUAUUCACAGUACUAAGGUCCAAUAAGAGAGAUGACAUUGAAACGGAACUUGUUGAUCUCCUCGGAUAUGAGAAUCUUAGUUUUGUUACAGCGCUUGUAACAAAUCGAAACAAGAUUGUUGAAAAUAUACGUAUGAAUUCUGAUUUUCAAGAGAAUCAAAUGGAUUCUAUUGAGAAAUCUGACAUUCAGUUAGAUUCAACACCAUUUGAGCCGAAGCGCCCUCAAUUUGGUUCUCAAGUUACCGUUCAGUUUGAAAAUGAUGUCAAAAAAUUGAAACGAAUGAAAAAAGAGCAUAAAAAGGCGAUGAAGCAUCGAAGUGCUG
Molecule: messenger RNA, 468 nt
Organism: Dentiscutata heterogama
Lineage: Eukaryota; Fungi; Glomeromycota; Glomeromycetes; Diversisporales; Gigasporaceae
Source: the annotation of a GenBank genome assembly